AUGCGCAUCACCGCGAUUCUUAGUGUUCUGUUUUACGGUGGUGAGACCUGGUCCCUCCGAGCGGAGGAUGCAAAUCGACUUUCUGUAUUUGACCACCGAAGCAUUGCUCGUGUCCGGUGGGAACAUCAGACUGGGGCUGUUUCAAGCCGGACGGGUUUUGCUCUACUGUUAUCUGGUGGCACGUUUCUCUAUGUGGCCGCAUCACAUAUCCUUCCAGAGCUAAUACACGCACAGACCGGUCCACAUUCACAUCCCACACAAUCCGCUCAGUCGGGAUCGUCCGCAUUGUGGUCUGCCGCACCGGGCAUGGAAUCGUCCAAGGGUGAGGACUAUACAAUGUACAAUGUGGGCGCACCGGAAAAUCACGUGAUUUAUUCCGCCUCGUCGAAGAACUCCACAGAGCAUCAACGUCUUCGACCGAUCGAACUAGUCACCUCGGAUACUGAGGCGAACUUCAACGUGGAUUUCAGAGAAUUGCUGUCUAGCAGCCCAGAGCUCAAUGUGAUCAGGAGUUUGUUCUGUCUGUUCAAAAGAGAAGGGAGUGUACUCACAUUUAGCCUCGAUUUGAAAGCCACACAGUGUGGUACGUAA
This is a messenger RNA of Echinostoma caproni, 591 nucleotides long. NCBI's taxonomy places the organism in Eukaryota, Metazoa, Platyhelminthes, Trematoda, Plagiorchiida, Echinostomatidae. The record is from the annotation of a GenBank genome assembly.